Molecule: messenger RNA, 252 nt
Organism: Lachancea sp. 'fantastica'
Lineage: Eukaryota; Fungi; Ascomycota; Saccharomycetes; Saccharomycetales; Saccharomycetaceae
Source: the annotation of a GenBank genome assembly
AUGUCUUCAAACGAGUCCAAAACCACUGCGUCAGCCCAGUUUCUGUCAAACAUUAUAGGCCAGUCGGUCGUUGUCAAGGUGCACAACGGUAUGCUCUACCAGGGAGUACUGGAGUCAAUCGACGGGUUUAUGAAUAUCGCUUUGAACAAGGCGACAGAGCAUUAUGAGAGCGAUGAAAAUGGACUGUUACAUAGAUACGACGGUGACGUUUUCGUAAGAGGCACCCAAGUCCUGUAUAUUAGCGAAGCAUAG